This is a messenger RNA of Baudoinia panamericana UAMH 10762, 486 nucleotides long. RefSeq lists its product as uncharacterized. The coding region runs from base 187 to 474 and encodes 95 amino acids. The record is from RefSeq and is a predicted model, not a curated record. The transcript has a single exon. NCBI's taxonomy places the organism in Eukaryota, Fungi, Ascomycota, Dothideomycetes, Mycosphaerellales, Teratosphaeriaceae.
CGAUCCCCCACGUAGCAGUUCCGUAAUACAGUUCAUUGGAGGGCGAUGUAUGUAGCGACCUAGGAGAGGAAGGGCACAUAUAGACCCCCCCAGAUCGCAGAAGCCAAAAUCUGCCCAGCGUCUCCGAAAAGCUCAGAAUCAUGUUCCCUCCACGGAGCAAGAUCUGCCCCACAACUUUAAACCGCGAUGUAUGCGAUAAAAAGGCCAUCGUCCGAUUGGCGAGCGACCUGCCGAUUCGACGUUUCUUCUGGAGAUGGUGGCGGUACCUGUCGAUGGCUGGGUCCGCAGGUUGAAAUUAGAAAUUGCGUACACGUACAUAGGCUCAGUCUAGACAACUUGAUCGUUUGUACCUGGCCAAAUCCACGUGGUUCAAGUGAUCGGGUAAUGCGGAUAUCGCGACAUCUACUCCCGGCAAGCUUCUCAGGGAUCACGGCAGGUCGUCAGCCCGAAGACUCCCGAACGCUCCCUCAAUAACGUAAGUGGACU